Molecule: messenger RNA, 1728 nt
Organism: Closterium sp. Naga37s-1
Lineage: Eukaryota; Viridiplantae; Streptophyta; Zygnematophyceae; Desmidiales; Closteriaceae
Source: the annotation of a GenBank genome assembly
AUGGGGCGUGGAGCUACUCACUUCCCCCCACCCAGCUACUCACUUCCCCCCACACAGCUACUCACUUCCCCCCACACAGCUACUCACUUCCCCCCACACAGCUACUCACUUCCCCCCACACAGCUACUCACUUCCCCCCACCCAGCUACUCACUUCCCCCCACCCAGCUACUCACUUCCCCCCACACAGCUACUCACUUCCCCCCACACAGCUACUCACUUCCCCCCACCCAGCUACUCACUUCCCCCCACACAGCUACUCACUUCCCCCCACCCAGCUACUGACUUCCCCCCACCCAGCUACUCACUUCCCCCCACCCAGCUACUUACUUCCCCCCACCUAGCUACUCACUUCCCCCCACCCAGCUACUCACUUCCCCCCACCCAGCUACUUACUUCCCCCCACACAGCUACUCACUUCCCCCCACACAGCUACUCACUUCCCCCCACCCAGCUACUCACUUCCCCCCACCCAGCUACUCACUUCCCCCCACCCAGCUACUCACUUCCCCCCACCCAGCUACUUACUUCCCCCCACCUAGCUACUCACUUCCCCCCACCCAGCUACUCACUUCCCCCCACCCAGCUACUCACUUCCCCCCACACAGCUACUCACUUCCCCCCACACAGCUACUCACUUCCCCCCACACAGCUACUCACUUCCCCCCACACAGCUACUCACUUCCCCCCACCCAGCUACUCACUUCCCCCCACCCAGCUACUCACUUCCCCCCACACAGCUACUCACUUCCCCCCACACAGCUACUCACUUCCCCCCACCCAGCUACUCACUUCCCCCCACACAGCUACUCACUUCCCCCCACACAGCUACUCACUUCCCCCCACACAGCUACUCACUUCCCCCCACCCAGCUACUCACUUCCCCCCACACAGCUACUCACUUCCCCCCACCCAGCUACUCACUUCCCCCCACCCAGCUACUCACUUCCCCCCGCACAGCUACUCACUUCCCCCCACCCAGCUACUCACUUCCCCCCACCCAGCUACUCACUUCCCCCCACACAGCUACUCACUUCCCCCCACACAGCUACUCACUUCCCCCCACCCAGCUACUCACUUCCCCCCACACAGCUACUCACUUCCCCCCACACAGCUACUCACUUCCCCCCACCCAGCUACUCACUUCCCCCCACCCAGCUACUCACUUCCCCCCACCCAGCAACUUACUUCCCCCCACCUAGCUACUCACUUCCCCCCACCCAGCUACUCACUUCCCCCCACCCAGCUACUUACUUCCCCCCACCUAGCUACUCACUUCCCCCCACACAGCUACUCACUUCCCCCCACACAGCUACUCACUUCCCCCCACCCAGCUACUCACUUCCCCCCACCCAGCUACUCACUUCCCCCCACCCAGCUACUCACUUCCCCCCACCCAGCUACUCACUUCCCCCCACCCAGCUACUCACUUCCCCCACCCAGCUACUCACUUCCCCCCACCCAGCAACUUACUUCCCCCCACCUAGCUACUCACUUCCCCCCACCCAGCUACUCACUUCCCCCCACCCAGCUACUUACUUCCCCCCACCUAGCUACUCACUUCCCCCCACCCAGCUACUCACUUCCCCCCACCCAGCUACUCACUUCCCCCCACACAGCUACUCACUUCCCCCCACACAGCUACUCACUUCCCCCCACCCAGCUACUGACUUCCCCCCACCCAGCUACUCACUUCCCCCCACCCAGCUACUUACUUCCCCCCACCUAG